AUGGUCUUUCAUCUCACAGCAGAAGCAGGGGGAAAGCGCGAAAGCGAAGACCCCAACCACCACGACCCAAGUCCGUCUUCCUCUCUUUUUACGAGCCCUCAACUGAACGCUGCCCCGCGCGAGCAGUCCCGGCAGAACUCUUCUGUCACGAACAAGCAUUCACCCGUCACACCACAACCCAACCAGCUAAAACGGUCAUACGAAGCCGAGAGUCUGUCCGUAUACGUCCCAGCCAAGCCGAUUUUGAAGAGACCACGGUCAUCUGCAGACACUGCGACCGCGACGCCAGCUAGUCGAGAGACGCAGUUCGACAAUACUGAGAUUAUCUUCAAUCUUGAUUCUGUCAACCCUGGUGUUCUUCGCUGGAUUCAAGGGGAUUCUUGGCCUAAGGAAUAUUUCGAGUCAAAGACAAUGUCUCACCUCUUGAAGAAGAAGCUCGUGGCUUCCCUGCGGCGCAAACGAUCAGAAUCUAGUGUAUCCGGGGCCAGCUCGACGACACCUAGCGACCAAAAGCCGCGAGAAUUCAAAAGCGCUCCCUACCAGGAUCCGCGCUAUCUUACGCUCCUUCAAACCAAAAGGAGUUACAUGACGGAGGAUGGAGAAGGCCCUCGGACGGAGAGCAGAGCUUUUUGUCGAAGUCUACUCACACAAGACCAAGACGUCCCACCGACUUCGCGUUUCUCCGAGGGCAUCUUUCAAUUGACAUGUUCAAGGAUUAAUGGUAGAAAUGAAGCUAAAGUCAUUCAAGACAUCACGCGACUUAUAGUUCCGUCGGCAGAAGAGCUUGCUGAUUUUGGCGCCAAGAAACUAUGUUGUCUUGUUGAAAGUGUUAAUGAGGGCUGGAACAACUCUAUACCACUGACCGGAACCCGUCCUCAGCCUGACUACUCCGUCGGGUUCAAGAGAGAGGCGUUCUCCCAGGAGCAGCUUGAAAAGCUUGCCCCUUUGAUUGGCGACUUUAUCUUUGGCGACCAGUGCUACUUCAUGGCAACAUACUACAUGUACUUUCCGUUUCUGACAUGCGAAGUCAAGUGCGGCGCUGCGGGGCUCGAAAUUGCUAAUCGACAGAAUGCGCAUAGCAUGACGCUCGCGGUCAGAGCUGUAGUUGAGCUCUUCCGCCUCGUCAAACGCGAGAAAGAGGUUGAGCGCGAGAUACUUGCCUUUUCGGUCUCGCACGACAACAAUAUAGUUCAGAUAUACGGCCACUACGCUGUCAUUGACGGAUCCAACAUUAGCUACUACCGUCAUCCUAUUUACAGCUUUGACUUUACUACUCUCGACGGCAAAGAGAGAUGGACUACGUACAAAUUCACCAAAAGCGUAUACGACACCUGGAUGCCGAUGCACUUCAAGCGAAUUUGCUCGGCAAUUGAUGAUUUGCCUGCUGGGGCCGAUUUCGAUGUCCCGCCCCUUCCACAAGAUUCUGGCCUUUGA
This is a messenger RNA of Plenodomus lingam JN3, 1434 nucleotides long. RefSeq lists its product as uncharacterized. NCBI's taxonomy places the organism in Eukaryota, Fungi, Ascomycota, Dothideomycetes, Pleosporales, Leptosphaeriaceae. The record is from RefSeq and is a predicted model, not a curated record.